Aspergillus steynii IBT 23096 is the source of this 1923-nucleotide messenger RNA. RefSeq lists its product as uncharacterized. The transcript has 3 exons. The record is from RefSeq and is a predicted model, not a curated record. Lineage: Eukaryota; Fungi; Ascomycota; Eurotiomycetes; Eurotiales; Aspergillaceae. The coding region runs from base 1 to 1923 and encodes 640 amino acids.
AUGACUUCGACUACUUUGAUGACAUUUCUACUUGUCCUCAGCCCUCAUGUCAAAUCAGUCAAGCUCUUGGGCUCGUGGGAUAAUUUCUCCAAACCAUAUUACAUGGAGAGGGACAGACGCAUUGGCUCAGGCCACUGGAGGGGCUGCCACACUUUCACCGAUAUAAUAUGCGAUGGAUCCCCGAGUCACAUGGGCCCUGCACGCUCUGGCGGACUCAAGAUGGGUGGCACUUACUGGUAUUAUUACUUGCUCGAUGACGAUGUUGAAUACUACAACGAGGCAGAGCCGGUGACAUCGCAAUGCCCUUUUCUCCCCGGUCAACCGGUUAAUGUUCUUCAUGUUCCCAUCAUACUGCCCGACACCACUCCGACCCACACUCGUGAGAGAAGUUGCAGCUCCAACAAGACCGAUCAGCGAACCAUGAACCCGGAGGAUAAGUAUAUGAAUCCCCGGCGUCCCCCUAAGCCCAAACUUCCUCGCCUUCGGACGUCUCCCCCGCUUUUACAGCAACCGACGCCUGCUUGGUCGUUCAAUGCCUCCCCUUUGGGCCUCGCUACCCAUAAGGCCUCCUCUCAGCCUGGCAGUGCCACGUCAAACGCUAGAAACCGUGUUGGUUCCAAGGAAUCAAAUUGCAAAGCUGCCCGAUCUGUUUCUCCUCCGAGAUCUCGAGGUCUGCGAGCUGCGUUCCGACAGUGGAACGCAUCCUCGCCUGAGUUGAGCGCUCCCAGUGAUGAAAGUACGGGCAACAUCCCGGGCUUUAUGGCACGUGGGUCUGCUUCGUCGCGCAGUGAAGGAUACGAGGACUUGUCUAGACCUCGUUCGCGUGGCGGCUUGAAACAACCCACAAACAACACCGAAACCUCUCGCCCAUGCAUGGCAAACAAUCCCUGGCUCCCGGUUCCGACCGAAACUCAUGACCAUACGCCGUUAUCGAUUCAAGAACGGCGCGUUAUCAACGCGACAUACGCAGAGCAAACGCCGCGUAGAAAUCCUCUGACUCUACAAACGAAUUUGGGUUCGGCCACUCCCCGCGGCCAACGCAGCCCUAGAAGAUAUUCUCGCACCGCCCAAGGGUCUUCUGUGAGCUCUUACCCUUUCCUGACGACUGCGACCGUGGCAAUGCCGUCGGAGCUUGAUGCUACAACGCCGACACCAUUCACUUUCAAGGAAAAGCGGCUUCCGACGCUUCCCAAUACACCUUCUUCGGUCAUGGACGAGGCACUACGUGACCUUGAUGACCGAGAAAGAGCCCUGGACACCGAGAAUUUCGGAAGUCACUUUUCGGAUUUCAGCGCGACAGAGACUUCCAUUGACUCCCCGUACGAGCAAAGUCGCUUUUCCGAAUGGAGCACGGAUACGGAAUUGAUCUCCCCCGAGUCGAUGACCUCUUCGCUGACUUUCAACAAUGAAUCUCAAACCCCUUCCAUCAUUGACCGUCUGGAAGUUCCAGAUCUCGACUGCGCAAUCACAGAACCCAGUGACCCAGACACUCCCCAUUUAACCGUGGCUUCCAAGCCUUCACCUACUACUCUCGGUGGCGAUUCCCCCCGUUUCAACCUGCCGCCUCCUCGCCUAACGAUUUCCUUAUCUCCGUCCGACCUGGAUGUUCCUGGUCUAUGCAUCCACGACGAUGAUCACGUGGAAACCAACCCCAAACGGCAUGCCGCCUUUUUUGGAGGAAUGGACCCGGUAGAGGCUCUGGGGAUCGCUAAAAGCCCCGAGGCCGGUAACGUCAAUUUCCCUGACUCGGUCAAAAACGAUAUGUUUUCAAUGAUCGAUGGGCGCCCUGCCACGGCUGAGAAUAGCCACCGCGACUCCAGGCGAGCGACCGUUGCCAGUCAGAGCGCAACGAUGCAGGAAAUGAUCGAUGAACUGAGCUAUUUGAAAAACAUGAUUCAGUCAGGAGACACAGGGGAUAUCUAG